AUGGCGCCAAGCGAUGUGACGAUCGAUAUCCCACUUGAGCCCGUCAAGACCAGUGCGAGCAGCGGCGGUGGACUACGGAAUCACAGUGCUCAGAAUGUCGGCUUGCAGCCCAUCAACACCAAUUCGCAGAGCAGCGAGAAGAAGAGCUGGAUUCGAGGCAGGCGGACGAAGCCUGUCGAAGGACAAGGUACGGGUCGAGUCGGAUACGAUGGCGAGGAAGAUACGCUUACAACCAUGGGCAAGAUCUAUGACAAGAUCCUGGGCUUCUCCAUCAUCACCAGAUAUUUUCUCUAUGUCCUGCCGUUGGGACUGCUGAUUGCCGUUCCCAUCAUUGUCGGAUCUUUCUACAGCGAGAAGAACAUGCCUGAAAUCGGAGGCGUGUCGCUCGUCUGGUUCUUUACAUGGGUCGAAAUUGUCUGGCUGUCUCUCUGGGUUUCGAAGAUCGUGGUACAUUUCUUGCCUUUCGUCUUCCAGACACUGGUCGGCGUGGUCAGCUCUGGUGUCCGCAAAUAUGCGACAGUUCUUCGCAAGCUGGAGAUUCCAUUGUCCCUGGUGGGAUGGGCGGUCACGUCUCUGGCUACAUUCAAGCCACUUAUGGAGAAGAACCCCUACAAUCGCAAGACCGCUCACAAUCUGAGCGCUUCUAAUACCAAAUGGGUUACGAUUGUGCAGGAAAUUCUUGGUGCUGCCGUGGUUUCGACUCUGGUCUUCCUUGCUGAGAAGUUCAUCAUCCAGCUCAUCAGCAUCAACUACCACAGGAAGCAGUUCAAUGCGAGGAUUAAGGAUUCUAAACGACAAGUCUACAUUCUUGGACUGCUAUACGAUGCAUCGACUGCACUGUUCCCAGCAUAUGGCGAUGAGUUUCAGGAGGAGGAUUAUGCCAUUGCUGAUCAGCUCAACUUUGCCGCUUUCGGCGGCAAGAGGAAGCGGACGCACAAGAGAUCGGGAUCGGCGACACCUAUGCGUGCGUUGCAAGAACUCGGUCGCUUGGGUGACAAGGUCACGUCUGCUUUUGGAAAUGUCGCAUCUGAGAUUACCGGAAAGGAAGUCUUUAACCCGAACAGCUCGCACUCCAUUGUGGUCGAAGCAUUGGAACGACGACGCACUUCCGAAGCCCUUGCUCGCCGUAUCUGGAUGUCCAUGGUGAUGGAAGGCCACGAGGAGCUUCGCGAGGAAGACAUCGUCGACGUUCUGGGACCAGAUCGCAAAGCUGAAGCCGAAGAGGCAUACGAGGCUCUAGAUCGAGACGGGAAUGGCGAUAUUUCUCUUGAUGAGAUGAUUCAGACUGUCGUCGAGUGGGGUCGCGAGCGUAAGGCAAUCGCGACCAGCAUGGUGGAUGUCGCUCAAGCCAUUAAUGUCUUGGACCGCCUCCUUCAGACCGUGGUACUGGUCGCCGUGGUCUUCAUCUUCAUUGCUUUCCUCAACAAAAACUUCGUCACGACUCUUGCGACGACCGGAACAGCACUUCUCUCGCUGUCCUUCGUCUUCUCGGUCACUGCACAAGAGAUCCUCGGCUCCUGUAUCUUCCUCUUCGUCAAGCAUCCUUUCGAUGUUGGUGACAGGGUUGACAUUGCAGACAAUGCAUUCCUUGUGGAACACAUCAGUCUGCUGUUCACCGUCUUCCGCAGGGCGAACGGAAACAAGACAGGGCAGCUGUGCCAGUACCCGAAUAUUGUGCUCAACACGCUUGCACUCGACAACAUUAGCAGAAGCAAGGCACAGACUGAACAAAUCACCCUGGACAUCUCCUUCGACACGAAGUUCGACGACAUUCAAAUUCUCAGGAACGAGCUUGUUCGAUUCGUCACCGACAAGGACAAUUCGCGCGACUUCCUGCCAGACUUGGACGUGGAAGUGCUUGGUACAUCUGACAUGUCGAAGCUGCAGCUCAAGGUGGAGAUCAGACACAAGAGCAACUGGGCCAACGAGACACUCCGCGCAGCGAGACGAAGCAAGUUCAUGUGUGCGCUGGUCGCCGCGCUUCGUGCUGUCCCGAUUUAUGCCCCAGGUGGUGGUGGCGAUGCUGCAGGCAGCGCAGCAAACCCCAACUACUCUGUGGCAAUCACAGAUUCUGAAGCCAAGGAGAAUGCGCAACACACCGCCGAUGAGCGGGAGAAGGCUCGCCUCGUCGCGACCAAGAAGAUCCAGGAAGCAAAGGAAGCGACUGCGAUGGGCAUGACUGGCAUGAAAUCUGGCGAUGCCAAGGUCAUCAACGACCUCAACUCGCGAGAUCCAGCUAUUGACACUGCUCGGGAUCAGGCAUGGGCUUCAGGACGCGACGAUAAUAGCACUCUCGGCGAACGACCCAGCAUCGACCAACAAGACCUGAACGACGUUCGCAGCCUCCUUCGUCGGGAGAGCACACGUGGCAAGCGCAAGGCUAGUACCGAGCAGUCUCGUCCAUAUGCUCCAGGUGUCCCUACGAUCAACGAACCUCACCAAACGACAUCCGCACCACCUCAGGUUCAAUUCCCAGGUUCCGAAGCUCGGCAGCCAAGCCCGAACCAGUUUCCCAAUUUCCCGAGUCCUUACAGACCUACUCAGCAGUACCAGUCUGCUCAAGGCUACGUCCAACCACGCAGUAAUGUUGAGAUGAGCCAGAUUCCUCAGCAAGGCACGAGUAACCCGUAUAGGAGUCGGGGGCAAGAGCAGGCUUUGAGUCCACCUUCUGCUCGACGGGUGGGGGAAAGAGAUGACGAAGAUGAUGCAUGGAAUGGGAGGCCAUACUCUGGCGUUUGAGAAGCACCAAUGAUUGAAGAAAAAGUCCUCGAAUAGACUACCAAAAUGGCGUUGGAAUGGCCUCCAGCUACACUUGAAUUUUGGCUGUGUUUUGGCAUGUGAAAAGCAUGGAAAGUUUAUGACGAGUGUAUACGAAGGUCAGGUACAUAGUCGAAAAGAAUCCGACAGGACCCGAGAAAGGUGACAGAACGAUG
Molecule: messenger RNA, 2933 nt
Organism: Pseudocercospora fijiensis CIRAD86
Lineage: Eukaryota; Fungi; Ascomycota; Dothideomycetes; Mycosphaerellales; Mycosphaerellaceae
Exons: 1
Coding region: 1-2739 (912 amino acids)
Biological process (GO): intracellular calcium ion homeostasis; calcium ion transmembrane transport
Cellular component (GO): membrane
Molecular function (GO): calcium channel activity; calcium ion binding
Source: RefSeq, a predicted model, not a curated record